This is a messenger RNA of Symbiodinium natans, 1320 nucleotides long. Lineage: Eukaryota; Dinophyceae; Suessiales; Symbiodiniaceae. The record is from the annotation of a GenBank genome assembly.
AUGGCGAUGCGGCUGUCCCGGCUUCCCGUCCAUCUUCGCGGCCUCGCACAUCUCGCGCACGGAGGAUCGGCUGCGGUGCCGCGGACAGCGCUUCACGGGACCUUCCGCGAGGAGCACCCUGACCUUUGCAGUCGACUCCCCCGGCUCGCUUUGCCGGCUGUUCUCGGCUGCUUCGAAGCGCGCCGGGGCAAGGUCACCAUGGGCGCGAAGCAGGGGUUUGCCUUCUACGCGGUCCAGCGCGGCCGCGCUCCGGGUGUCUACCGCAAAUGGAUGGACUGCAGCGAGCAAGUUGCUGGCUUUCCUGGGGCACGCUUCAAAGGGUUCCACAGCGAGCAGGAAGCUGAGGCCUUCGUGCGAUCAUCGGCCUCCCCGAAGCGCAGCAGAAGCAAGGCGGCGAGCCCCAAGCGCGAGCACAAGGAGCCAGACCCCGAAGCAGAAGCGAAGCUGCUAGCAGAGCUGCACGAGGAGCAGAUGGUCAUUGCUGAGGAGGUGCUGGCGGGCCGCAACGUUUUCAUCACAGGGCUUCCGGGCUGUGGCAAAAGCUUCUUGUUGAAGAAGCUCAUCGAGAUCCUUCGCCUGCGGAAGGGCCAUGAGGCGGUGGCGGUCUGCGCUUCCACUGGCGUGGCCGGCAUCCACAUUGGCGGCUCGACCUUCCACUCCUACCUCGGUUGCAAGGCCGGCGAGUCGGAGGAGGACUGGCAGAAGGCGUUCCGCAGCAGGAAGGUCAAGAAGCGUAUUCGCAACACCGAGAUACUGCUAAUCGAUGAGGUGAGCAUGAUUUCAGGUGAGUUUCUGGAAGAAGCCGGACAGCUGGUGGCACAGGUCCUUGCUUCCGAGAAGCCCUUCGGAGGCCUCCAGGUGGUCCUUUGCGGGGAUUUCCUGCAGCUGCCGCCCGUCAAGGCGACCUCGCUGGCCUUCCAAGCGUCCGUGUGGGAGGCUUUGAAUCUAAGGUGCUUCAACCUGAAGCACAACUUCCGGCAAUCAGGCGACGAGGCGCUCCAGUCGCUGCUGGGGCAGCUGCGCCUGGGUGUGCUGGAGAAGUCGUUGCUGUCCACGUUCGGUGACAUGUCCGAUCAUGAUGGCGAGGUCCACCCGAAAAUCGUGAGCACCAACGACGAAGCGCUCAAGAUCAACACGAGGAAUCUCGCCGGGCUUUCUGGCGUUGCCCGGGCUUUCGAAGCCUUGGAUGUUGCUGACAGUCCCUUCGAUCCUGCGGUGAAGACCGCGUUUCAGAACCUGCUCGCGGAGCAAACCCUCGAACUGAAGGUGGGCUGCGUCGUGAUGUUGCUGAAGAACCUCCGCCUGCAACGGCAGGCGUGA